AUGACCUUCUCCGGCUUCUCAUUUACCUUCUGGCGGUUCAUGGAAAUCAUAACCCUGAUUCCGGCCCUGGGCAUGCUUGCAUACUUUGUCCAUGCCUACACGGCGCUCAAUUCUCUAACGCCAAACUCGAUUCUCGUCCUUUUCAUCGUGUCUGUCCUUGGAGCGGCAUGGGCGGUCGGCACGCUGUUUCUAUAUUCUCGUGCAAAGCACUCUGCCGGCUUCGUCGCAUUCGUGGACCUGCUCUUCGUCGGUGCCUUCAUUGGCGGUGUCUAUGAGCUGCGCGGCAUUUCAAACGCGGAUUGCACCCACUUCACGCGCGACAGCUACUUUUUCAAUCUUGGGGUCCUGGCGAUAACGGGCAACAUCUACUCGCCCCAUGUGGAGAAGAACUGCGCUAUGCUAAAGGCUAGCUUUGCGUUUGGUAUCAUGAACUGCAUCUUUUUCUUCCUGACAUUCCUGCUGGCUCUCCUCGUCCACCGACACUACGGCGACCGCGACCGCGUUGUCGUCAAGCGCGAGACAACCCACGUUUCUCGUCAUGGGCACCGCAGCCACCGCUCGCGUAGCCCGCGACACUCGCAUCACAGCAGCCGACGAGAUCACUACGUGGUCUAG
Lindgomyces ingoldianus is the source of this 615-nucleotide messenger RNA. RefSeq lists its product as uncharacterized. The record is from RefSeq and is a predicted model, not a curated record. Bases 1 to 615 code for a protein of 204 amino acids. NCBI's taxonomy places the organism in Eukaryota, Fungi, Ascomycota, Dothideomycetes, Pleosporales, Lindgomycetaceae. The transcript is spliced from 2 exons.